AUGGGGAUACACCCGUCUUACGGCGGGGAUCUUUACCGGCGGGACAUGAGGAGUACGGCUUUCCAGGCUGGCAAACGAGUACUGCUGGACACUCUAGGACUCAAGGGUGUGGUUAUUCCACCACAACAUCACUCGGACGACGAGCGAGACGACGACGUCAUAGAGUUGGACUUCGACGCCGAGGCUAAGGUGAAAGAAUUGGAAGCUGCCAACUAUGUGCUCGGGGCGCAGAUCGAGAGCACGCACAAGGAAAUCGACGAACUCAAAGACCAAGUAUUCAAAUUGGGUAAGAGUCAGAACACGCUGUCAGACACUGUGUCACAACUCAAAAGGGGGCUCGAAAUGCUCACGGUCAGAUGCGGGUGCGAUACGGGUGGGCUGGCCCGAAGCGACGAGGCUGGUGCGUCGGGUGGUGAUGCUGCACGAACGGUCCAACAGCCUUACAGGGAGUCCUUACUGGCAGCAGAUACCGGCAGCAUGCCUACAUCGCUGCCCGCCACGUUCACCAGGCCUGCAGCACAUGUUACCCCAGCCUAUGUGCACGUGCCGCCUCCAGCACAGUGGGGUAAUGUGCACCACAUGACGUUGCACACGACCACACGGGGCGCGAGCCCGGUGCAGACUCAAGGGGGUGUUGCACCUGCUGGGUGGAUCCCGGACACAAGCGCGGCCAUCCCGGGUGCGGGAGUUGCACCAGCAGAGGUUAUCCCGGGUUCCGGAGUUGCAACAUCUGGCGGGAUUCCGCAUGCAGGCUUGUCAACAGCAGGCUUCCUCCCGGGUGCGGGAGUUUCAACAGCACGUUGGAUCCGGAGUGCGGGAGUUUCAACAGCAGGCGGGAUCCCGCGUGCGGGAGUUGCAACAGCAGGCGGGAUCCCGAGUGCGGGAGUUUCAACAGCAGGCGGGAUCCAGACUGCGGGAGUUGCAACGGCAGGGCUGCGCGCGGUGGCGGAAGUUGCACCAGAAGGCGGGAUUCCGCGUGCGGGAGUUGCACCAGAAGGCGGGAUUCCGCGUGCGGGAGUUGCACCUGAAGGCGGGAUUCCGGGUGCGGAAGUUGCAUCAGCAGGCGGGAUCAUGGGUGCGGGAGGUGUAUCAUCAGGCGGGGUCAUUCGCUCGGGAGGUGCAACAAUAGGCGGGGUCAUGGGUGCGGGAGGUGUAUCAGCAGGCGGGGUCAUGGGUGCGGGGGGUGCUGCAGCAGGCGGGGUCAUGGGUGCGGGAGGUGCAUCAGCAGGCGGGGUCAUGGGUGCGGGAGGUGCAUCAGGAGGCGGGGUCAUGGGUGCGGGAGGUGCAUCAGCAGGCGGGGUCAUGGAUGCGGGAGGUGCAUCAGCCGGCGGGGUCAUGGGUGCGGGAGGUUCAUCAGCAGGCGGGGUCAUGGGUGCGAGAGGUGCUGCAGCAGGCGGGGUCAAGGGUGCAGGAGGUGCUGGAGCAGGCGGGGUCAUGGGUGCAGGAGGUGCUGGAGCAGGCGGGGUCAUGGGUGCGGGAGGUGCAACAGCAGGCGGGGUCAUGGGUGCGGGAGGUGCAACAGCAGGCGGGGUCAUGGGUGCGGGAGGUGUAUCAGCAGGCGGGGUCAUGGGUGCGGGAGGUGUAUCAGCAGGUGGGGUCAUGGGUGCGGGGGGUGCUGCAGCAGGCGGGGUCAUGGGUGCGGGAGGUGCUGCAGCAGGCAGGGUCAUGGGUGCGGGAGGUGCAUCAGCAGGCGGGGUCAUGGGUGCGGGAGGUGCAUCAGCAGGUGGGGUCAUGGGUGCGGGAGGUGCAUCAGCCGGCGGGGUCAUGGGUGCGGGAGGUUCAUCAGCAGGCGGGGUCAUGGGUGCGGGAGGUGCUGCAGCAGGCGGGAUAUCGGGUGCGGGAGUUGCAUGCGGCAAACCGGGUGCGGCAGAUGCAAACGAAGGCGGGAUCGCUGGUGCUGAAAUGGCAACAACAGGCGGGGGCAAUGGUGCGGCUAAUGCAACAGCAGGGUUGCUCCAGGGUGCGGGAAUAUCGGCAACAAUGGGGAUGCCGGUUGCGAGAGUGGCACCGGCAUUGGGCAACCCCAAUGCCGAUGUAGCGGCCGACGGGGGGUUCCUGGGUGCACCCAAUCCCAUAGAUCCGCAAGAAACCGUGCAGGGUCACCGGUCCUCGGCGCUGACGGGCUCGAAUUUGGAUGAAGCUGUCUCGAGAGCAACUGCAUGGCAGUUACGACACACCGCCUACGUGCCCACAGCCACACAAGAGCCGGUCCCCAUUCACGCGCCCCUCGCUGCACCUGGGGGGGUACCACACGUCGCACCUUCCCCGACAUGCAGCGGCACCGGGUUAGGUGCACAGAGUCACCGUGGGCCAGCUGCGUCUGAGAGCAUGUCGCGCCUGCAGAGCAAGGGGGGCAAGCCAGAUAUCAUCAAGACCCAAUACACCGUUGAGUACGAGCAACACCUGGACAGCAAAAAUAGUGCUCCAGCGGAAAACGAACUCGCAGACGACCAUCAGCAGCAAGUUCAGAUCGGAAGUGGAGGCCGCGCGUGCGUACGCGGCAGCUCGGCACCUGGUGUGGGGACGUGA
Messenger RNA from Closterium sp. Yama58-4, 2529 nucleotides. NCBI's taxonomy places the organism in Eukaryota, Viridiplantae, Streptophyta, Zygnematophyceae, Desmidiales, Closteriaceae. The record is from the annotation of a GenBank genome assembly.